Messenger RNA from Exophiala xenobiotica, 2227 nucleotides. RefSeq lists its product as uncharacterized. Gene Ontology annotation, cellular component: nucleolus; PeBoW complex. Gene Ontology annotation, molecular function: RNA binding. The transcript has a single exon. The coding region runs from base 28 to 2052 and encodes 674 amino acids. The record is from RefSeq and is a predicted model, not a curated record. Lineage: Eukaryota; Fungi; Ascomycota; Eurotiomycetes; Chaetothyriales; Herpotrichiellaceae. Gene Ontology annotation, biological process: ribosome biogenesis; maturation of LSU-rRNA from tricistronic rRNA transcript (SSU-rRNA, 5.8S rRNA, LSU-rRNA).
CGCCAGUCUCUUCACAAGCACAUCGCCAUGGGCAAACAGAAGAAGAAAGGCCAGGCCGGCCAGGCAAAGAAUUAUAUCACCCGAACUCAAGCAGUGCGCAAGUUACAAAUCUCCCUGCCGGACUUUCGAAGACUCUGCAUCUUCAAAGGCAUCUAUCCUCGUGAACCACGCAACAUCAAGAAAGCCAACAAAUCAGCCACUCACUCCACGACCUUCUACUACACCAAAGACAUUCAAUAUCUUCUUCACGAGCCUCUCCUAGGCAAGUUCCGAGAACAAAAAGCCCUAGACAAGAAGAUAGCGAGAUCACUGGGUCGUAAUGAAGUCCAAGACGCAGUUCGCCUGCAAAAGCAUGGCAUGCCCAAGAUCAAGCUCGACCACAUUGUGCGAGAGAGAUACCCUACCUUCAUCGAUGCUUUGCGCGACCUCGACGAUGCCCUCUCCCUUCUCUUCUUGUUCGCCAACCUCCCUUCCACAACCACUGUCCCCGCCAAAGUCAUCUCCCGCUGCCAACGCCUCUGCCACGAAUUUGAGCACUAUCUUAUAACGACACACUCGCUCCGCAAAUCCUUCCUGUCCAUCAAGGGCAUAUACUAUCAGGCCACAAUCCAGGGCCAGGACAUCAUGUGGCUGGUCCCGUACAAAUUCGUCCAAAGAGUAACGCAAGACGUGGACUACAGGAUCAUGGGCACAUUCGUAGAGUUUUACUGCACUCUUCUCGGGUUCAUCAACUACCGCCUGUACACGUCGAUCGGCCUGGUCUACCCACCCAAAUUUGACGUUGCCAGCGACGAGCGAGGCGCGGAAUUGGCGGCCUUCACAUUAGAAGGGCGCGGUAUCACUGGAGCAACCGAGCAGCAGGACGAGCAAAGAACACUUACGAACGGCUACACGCCGAGUGCGAACACUGAAGAUGUGCAAGCGCAGAUCGACAAGGUCGCGCAGGACGCCGGCACUGACGAAGAGCCCAGAGUGGACGAGCAAGUCGAAGAUCAGGCCGAUGCCGGCACGAUCGACACGUUUACUCCUGCGGCACCUGAAGGCGACACACUGCCGCAGCCCGAUACGACUGGUGACGCUGCAGCAACGCUGUUCUCCAAUUGCACGUUCUUCAUUUCGCGAGAAGCACCCCGACAUCCCAUCGAGUUUCUGCUCCGAGCAUUUGGCUGCAAACGAGUCGGCUGGGACUCCGUGCUCGGCGAGGGCGCAUUCACUCACGAUGAGACCGACCCGAGAAUCACGCAUCAAAUCGUGGAUAGACCUGCACCCGCACAGCCAUUGCCCACUGUACGCGGGCAGGAGACAUCCACCAAUGACCAGAAUUUGCAAGUGGUCAAGCCAGGAUAUAUCAUGCCCGGUCGCAUCUACGUUCAGCCCCAAUGGGUAUGGGACUGUGUCAAUGAAGGUAAACUGCUUCGCGCGGAUACUUAUGCUCCCGGAGAGACACUGCCGCCCCACCUGAGUCCCUGGGUCAAGCCCACCGGCGGACAGUAUGAUCCUAGAGCGACGCUGGAGGAACAGGAGCUGGAAGGUGAAGCCGAUGAUGCUAUCGAGGAAGACGAAGCAGCGGAGAUGGAGGGUUCCGAAGAUGAGGAAGACGAUGAGGAUGUAUCCGAAGAUGAAGAUGAAGACGUAGAUGCCGGUGGCAUGGAUGUCGCGGAUUCCGUGGACGGAGACGAAGGCGAAGAUGAAUCCGAAGAAGUCGACGCAUUUGCAGGCUUUGGCGACGAUGGGGAGGCUUCGGAAACCUCCGACAUUGACGAAGAGGCCCAGCAUCAGAACGAGCUCGAAGCAGAGGCUUCAGGCCGACCUGUCCCUACCUCAACUACGAGCGCCAAACAAGACGCGCAGAAGGCGAAAGCCCGUCAAGCCCGUCAAACAGCUCAGGCUCAGAAAGACGAAGAAGUCGAGCGCCAGAAGAUGAUGAUGAGCAAUAAAAAGAGGAAACUGUAUGAGAAGAUGCAGCAUUCCAACGCCAAGCGUGACCUUGAGGCGGAGAAGUUGCGCGCGAAGAGAAGGAAGCUCGAGCGUGCUGGUCAGGCGAAGGCUUGAUUGCCGCCGUGAUCUGGAUAGAUGUCGACCAAGUAUUCGAUGUUUCUCGUGCAUAGCGAGGCGUUGGUGGAGGUUUUCUAGAAGAAAAAGUUAUGGUCCAUGUAACGAACCUGUCCAUAGAGUCAUUGGUGGAAGGCAUGACGCCGAAUACUCAUGGAAUGUGUACCAAUUGCUU